GCGACAGUCCCCGGCAGCACCGCACGCAACCCAUUGACAGCUGCGACUGACGACCGACCGAGGGGGAAAAGAUGGAGCACAGAGACGCCGACUUCAACAUAUUGUUAGCGACCGAUUCGUACAAGGUGACGCACUACAAACAAUACCCCCCCAACACGAGUAAAGUGUACUCGUACUUUGAGUGCCGCGAGAGGAGGACCGAUCCCUCCAAGAGCAGAAAAGUCAAAUAUGACAAGACAGUCUUCUACGGCCUCCAGUACAUCCUCAACAAAUACCUGAAGGGGAAGGUGGUGACCCCAGAGAAGAUCCAGGAGGCAAAGGAGGUAUACAGAGAACACUUCCAGGAUGAUGUCUUCAACGAGAAGGGCUGGACGUACAUUUUGGAGAAAUACAAUGGACACCUGCCCAUUGAAAUCAAGGCAGUGCCGGAAGGGAGUGUGAUUCCUCGAGGCAAUGUUCUGUUCACAGUGGAGAGCACGGACCCUGAGUGCUACUGGCUCACCAACUGGGUGGAGACCAUUCUCGUUCAGAUCUGGUACCCCAUCACUGUGGCGACCAACUCCAGGGAGCAGAAGAAGAUCCUCGCCAAGUACCUCAUGGAGACCGCCGGAAACCUGGAGGGACUAUCAUAUAAGCUUCACGACUUCGGCUACAGGGGCGUCUCCUCACAAGAGACUGCGGGCAUCGGGGCGUCUGCCCACCUGGUCAACUUCAAGGGCACGGACACGGUUGCCGGCAUCGGAGUCAUCAAGAAGUACUACGGCACAAAGGACCCCGUGCCGGGCUUCUCGGUGCCCGCCGCGGAGCACAGCACUAUCACGGCGUGGGGGAAGGACCAUGAAAAAGACGCCUUUGAGCACAUCAUCAAGCAGUUCCCCAACGUGCCAGUGUCCAUCGUCAGUGACAGCUACGACAUCUACAACGCCUGCGAGAAGAUCUGGGGAGAAGACCUCCGGUCUCUGAUCGAGUCGCGCAGUGCAGACGCCCCGCUGGUCGUCCGACCCGACUCGGGGAACCCGCUGGAUACAGUACUGAAGGUUUUGGAGAUCCUGGGUAAGAAGUUCCCUCCGCUGGAGAACUCCAAAGGCUAUAAGGUUCUGCCUCCUUACAUCCGGGUCAUACAAGGAGACGGAGUCGACAUCAACACGCUGCAAGAGAUCGUGGAGGGCAUGAAGCAGCACAGGUGGUCCAUUGAGAACAUUGCUUUUGGGUCCGGAGGGGCUCUCCUGCAGAAGCUGACCAGGGACCUGCUCAACUGCUCCUUCAAAUGUAGCUAUGUGGUCACAAACGGCCUGGGGGUGAAUGUGUUCAAGGACCCAGUGGCGGACCCUAACAAGAGGUCAAAGAAAGGUCGCCUGUCCCUGCACCGGACGCCGAGUGGAGACUUUGUCACCCUGGAGGAGGGCAAAGGCGACUUGGAGGAGUACGGCGUGGACCUGCUGCACACCGUCUUUCAGAAUGGGAAGAUUGUGAAGACGUACACAUUUGACGAAGUCAGAGACAAUGCUCAGCUCACAGAGAGCGACUACUGAAAGCAAAAACCCCCCAAAGCCCCACACCCCAAAACAGGCCCUGCUCCCGUCAACCCCUUCACCUUUGGCUUCUGUCGCACACCUCACAAAAAUGGGGGUGGCUCGCACUGCUAAUAGAUCCUCAAUUUUAACGCCCCCCUCCCUCUCCCAAAAACGAUCCUGAAAUUAAAUGAGAAUCCCUGUGACUUGUGUACAGAAAUGUUUGAAAAAAGAGGGAAAAUGCCCUACAUUUCUGAAUCUACUUAGCUUUGUCUCUUAUGUGAAGGAGGAAAAUGAUAGCAUGGUAUGCAGCGAUGCACCGAUAACAUUCACUUCCACUUGGACUGUAAUUACGGAGGGCGACCAAAUUCAAAUCCCUCAAGCCCCCAAUGUUCUGGCUUUUAAUUAGAGGUCAAAGCCGCUAUCAAGUUCUCCCUGAAUAUUUUGUACCGUUUGUACCCACCAAAUAUAAUAUUAUGGGUGCAUCUCUGAAGUUCUAUUAAUGAUCAUCUACACGGAGCAUUCACGGCGUGAAGGUCCGAUCGCACCACAAAGGCAGCUCACAUGAUUCAGGAUUCAGCCAAAGUGCUCAAAAUUUCACAUCUAUCAUAAUGAAUGAGGAAAAAGGGGGGGGGGGAAUAGCUAAUUUUUAACCUUUCCAGAGCUGAGGUCACUAGUUUUGGUUUGGUCUUCACGGUGGCGAAUGCUCUGGAAACCAGUCUUUGAUGUUUAAGGCCAAGAGUUGAUGUAAAACAGAAGAAAAAGAAAUACAUUGCUUAACGUUGUUGUCACUGGAAUGAGGAUGAUGAUGAUCUAACCGUGUUUACGAAAGUUUGCGUGGUUCCUGAAAUGUGUGUUACGUGUUGGUCAUGCUGUAUGGGUGCUUGGAUCAGUGUGUGUGUGUGUGUCUGUCUGUCUGUGUCUGUGUGUGUGUGUGUGUGUGUGUGUGUGUGUGUGUGUGUGUGUGUGUGUGUGUGUGUGUGUGUGUGUGUGUGUGUGUGUGUGUGUGUGUGUGUGUGUGUGUGUGUGUGUGUGCUGAGAUUUUUGUCCUUUUUUAAAGGAUCAUUUCCUUUAUGCAAAUCUACUUGUUGAUAGGGGGAAUAAAGAACACUUCCUUUGACAUUUCGGGACUAUUAUUCUGAAAGGAGACACGGAGGUUGUGAUGAAAAAGCAGCCGGAGUGCGGGGGGGGGGUUCUCCUCCUCCUCUUAGCGGGAGUUAAGAGAUGUUUCUGUUGCAGAGCUGGUGACAUCACAGAGAAACAAAUCUGUUUAAGGCUGGAAACUAAAUUAUUUUUGUGUGAAGUGUCCUUCACGCCUAACCUCGCACCUGCGAAAAAUUGACAAAAUCACCAACAGGCGUCGGUGUGUGUGUUUAGUGGCCAGUAGCUAACCGCUCAUCAGCAGCACGUGUGCACCACCAUGCUUUCCUUUUCCACUUGUGGGUGCAUUCUAGUACAACUCUUAAUUUCGCUGUUUUGAUACUUCUUUCCUCAGAGUAAUAUUAUUUUGUAUGACAAAGGAGAGAAAAAUGCCAGAAACAUUGCAGUAAAUAUCUUUAUUCACCAACAAUGUGGCCAUACUGCCUUCUCACGUGUACAUACAAGAACUACUUUGAAUGGAAGCAGAGAGGCACAUUAGGAAGAUGACCACAGUAGUUAAUAAUAUUAUUGUGUGUGUGUGUGUGCGCGCAUGUGUGCGCGCGUUAGUUACGGAUGAAAAACUGUGAAUAAUUUUUUCUGUUCUUUCUGUUGUUGUAGUUUUACACGUAUGUAUAUGUUGGUUUUCCCAAAUUCUCUCUCAACACAACUGCUAUUUUAACAAAUAUAACUUGCUAUAUUGUCAACAAUACAUUGAUUAAAGAAGAUGCCUCCUCGUC
Molecule: messenger RNA, 3388 nt
Organism: Pungitius pungitius (ninespine stickleback)
Lineage: Eukaryota; Metazoa; Chordata; Actinopteri; Perciformes; Gasterosteidae
Gene: nampt1
Product: nicotinamide phosphoribosyltransferase 1
Exons: 11
Coding region: 72-1532 (486 amino acids)
Biological process (GO): NAD+ biosynthetic process
Molecular function (GO): nicotinamide phosphoribosyltransferase activity
Source: RefSeq, a predicted model, not a curated record